Molecule: messenger RNA, 2186 nt
Organism: Ciona intestinalis (vase tunicate)
Lineage: Eukaryota; Metazoa; Chordata; Ascidiacea; Phlebobranchia; Cionidae
Product: CCN family member 2
Biological process (GO): signal transduction; cell adhesion; positive regulation of cell differentiation
Cellular component (GO): extracellular region; extracellular matrix
Molecular function (GO): integrin binding; heparin binding
Source: RefSeq, a predicted model, not a curated record
UCGCGAUCUCACAGCUCAUUCUGCUCAAGACAACUGUACGCGAAGCUGUUUAAGCCUUAGCGACACAAUUUAUAAGAGAGACUUCAGAUUUUGAAGAAACUUUGGAAUUAUUUUUCGACUCCUGACCAACAGUCAGUCACAACAACUACUACAAGUAUGCCAGCAACAAACUACGUAUUGAUUCUGUCUUUUCUCGUCUGCAUGACUUUGGGAGUAACUGAAGGCCAAAUCAGAGCUUUUACAACUGAGUCGCCCGAAUGCCGAAGAAAAUGCAAUAACUGCCCCCCUACCCCCACAUGUGCAUAUGGUGUAAGUCUCAUACCAGGAAAAUGCGGGUGCUGCAAGCAAUGUGCACGUCAGUUGGACGAAACCUGCAACGAUGACAUGAAAUGCGACCCCCACAGGAAUUUAUAUUGCAGUUAUUCUGGUGUUGAUGAACACGAAGGCGUGUGCGUAGCCAAACCAGGUCGCGCUUGCCUAUCGAGUGGCCUCACUUAUUUGAACGGCGAAUCUUUCCUGAUUGGUUGCAAAGUUAAAUGUACAUGUAUGGACGGUGUGUUGGCUUGUGAGAACACCUGCCCUCUUACCAUCACUGCUCGUGCACCAAAGAACUGCCGACACCCACAACUUGUGAAGAAACCAAACCAGUGUUGCUCGGAAUGGAUUUGCAGCGGGGAAACACUGAGUAACAAUAACACAACUAACACCAGACCUUCAUCAUCUCACUCACAAAUUAGAAGAAGACACCCAAACACAUUCAGACCAAGAGUUAUUGCAAUGGCAGCUAACCGAAGAACUCCAAUCUCCAUCACCGUCCGUGCCAAGGACAAAUGUAACGUUCAAACCACUGAAUGGUCUGCCUGCUCCAAGACGUGUGGGUGGGGGGUAUCUGAGCGCGUCACUAACGAUAACAAAGCUUGCAAACUACGCAAACAAUCAAGACUCUGCCAGAUCCGGCCAUGCAGCUCCAGCUUUGUGGACAACAUUAAGCGAGGAAAGAAAUGCAUCCGAACUGUGAAAGCUCAACGCCGAGUUCAAUAUUCAUUCUCGGGAUGCCAAAGCAAAGUCUACACGCCUAAAUAUUGCGGGGCGUGCACAGACGGCAGAUGUUGCGCACCCAAACACACGGUCACUAAGCCAAUCAAGUUCACUUGCGACGGCGGCUUCCAAUUUAAGAAGAGAAUGAUGGUCAUCAAGUCGUGUUCAUGCUCCAGGAGGUGCGUAGGUGAAAACUCGUUCUUUUCCUACCGAAGAAUGGGCGGGGACACGUGGCAAGAGUGAAGAUCACACAAGUAUAACAGCUUAGGGGUUCCCCCUUGGAUAGAAGUCCUCUCCGUGAAGGUGCAAUGGGACGAUGACGUCAUACUGCAUGACGUCACACGUUUAAACGACAACCAUUGGUUGUAGAGAACUCUCCCCAUCAAAGUCAACUAACUAUCUCAGGAGCAAACAUAGAAACCUUAUAUAACAACAGCCACACGUGAUCUACUCACGACGAGAAAGUAGUUUUAGUGAUUUAUACUCCCUUUUUUUCUGUGAAACAAUUGUCGAUAUUACGCUGCCAUAUCAAUUAUAACUGAACCACAAAACACGUUCAAACCUGGUUUAACCUUAAGGCAUGCACUCCCUAUUACUCACGUUUUGCAGUGUUGCCUGAAAAGAAACUUAAACGCAUCUAACGAAUAGGAACAUAUUUGAUGGUAAAACCAAACUGAUAACACUAAUUUCACAAACAAAUUAACCAAAGUUUCGACGUGUUUUUGUGGACAGUUAUAUUUGGCGACGCGUGUUUUACUUCGCAGUUCAUUUUAUGGACUCUUUUAACGCUGUGACAACACCAACUUUUAUAGUUUUGGUGACACCUUGUAACUUUUUACGCUGAACGAGGAAACUCGCAGUAAUAUACCAGUAGUGACCUACACAUUUUACAAUGUGCUAUAUUAGUGUUGAAACGUAACUAAACUUUUUUGAAACUUUUUUACAACUUUUCGACCAAACCGUAGAUUUCCGUUUGUUUAAGUUUUCCGUCGAUUCUUGUUCUUGUUGUUGUUGUUACUGUCUGUCUGUUUGUCGUGCCUUGAUUGUUUUAUUUAUAAUUUGUACUUCACCUUUCAGAUCCCAUAUUUUUAUACCGUCACUUUUCAACGUGAAUAAAACCAAAAGGCAUUCUUGCCAAACAAUAAUGA